This is a messenger RNA of Toxotes jaculatrix (banded archerfish), 6376 nucleotides long. Its product is annotated as oxysterol-binding protein-related protein 2-like. The record is from RefSeq and is a predicted model, not a curated record. The transcript has 14 exons. The coding region runs from base 455 to 1873 and encodes 472 amino acids. Lineage: Eukaryota; Metazoa; Chordata; Actinopteri; Toxotidae. Gene Ontology annotation, cellular component: membrane; cytosol; intracellular membrane-bounded organelle. Gene Ontology annotation, molecular function: cholesterol binding.
CCCUACCACUGCGUAGAAAAAGGCAGAGUGAGAGGAGGGGAAAGAGAGCUUCAAAAAUGAGUAACUCUACAAAACUAGUUGUAUCUUAUGGGAUUUAAUCACACUGCAGGUUACGAAUUUGCUUUACUCAGCGAAGCCAAAGAAACUCAAACUGAAGUUACAUCAGCUGUCCGCCUGCUCUCUGUUAACUAAGCAGCAGAUUGGCUCUGACUGACGUCUCCCGGUGUCAGUCUUCUGUGGUCAAAACUGUCCAAACUAAAUCAGCAUCGGAUUGUUCGGGACAUUCCCUGGAUAUUGAACAAAAAAAUUGUGCUGUUGCCGUGGUGACACUCCAGAGGGACCUUGAUUGACAGGUUUCCCUCCAGAGGAACUGUGAGGGCCCGCCACCAGAAGGAACAUGUACUAGAAGUUGGAACAUCUUUUCUGAACGACUGGUCAGCUUUGACUCUAGAAGAUGAGCAAUGAAGAUGAGUUCUACGACGCCGUCACAGGCCUGGAUUCGGACGAGUCGUAUGAAGGGGUGUCGGAGGCCAGUUUCAAAGACGCGCUGGUGUUUGACAGCAGCAGUCAGAAGGACAACGGAUCAGUGCCACAGGAGAACGGCAUCAAGAAACACAGGACGUCAUUACCUGCACCCAUGUUUUCCAGAAACACUAUCAGUGUCUGGAGUAUCCUGAAAAAAUGCAUCGGACUGGAACUGUCCAAGAUCACGAUGCCCAUUGUCUUCAACGAGCCUCUGAGCUUCCUGCAGAGAAUCACAGAAUACAUGGAACACACUUACCUCAUCAACAGAGCCUGCUCACUGUCCGACUCCAUAGAGCGCAUGCAGGCAGUAGCUGCUUUUGCUGUGUCAGCAGUUGCGUCUCAAUGGGAGAGAACUGGAAAACCCUUCAACCCUCUGCUGGGAGAGACUUACGAACUCAUCAGAGAGGAGCAGGGCUUCCGGCUGAUAUCAGAGCAGGUAUCCCAUCAUCCCCCAGUCAGUGCCUUCCAUGCAGAGAGCCUGGCCGGGGACUUCGUCUUCCACGGUUCCAUCUACCCCAAACUCAAGUUCUGGGGCAAGAGCGUUGAGGCUGAGCCUAAAGGCGCCAUCACACUAGAGCUACUCAAGCACAAUGAGGCGUACACAUGGACUAACCCUUACUGCUGCGUACACAACAUCAUCCUAGGCAAACUAUGGAUAGAGCAGUAUGGCACAGUGGAGAUUAUCAACCACAGAACUGGAGACAAGUGUGUGUUGAAUUUCAAGCCAUGUGGGAUGUUUGGCAAAGAGCUGCACAAAGUGGAGGGAUACAUCCAGGACAAGAGUAAAAAGAAGGUGUGUGUCAUCUAUGGGAAGUGGACCGAGUGCAUGUGGAGCGUCGACCCUCAGGCUUACGAGACCCACAAGAAGUCGGAGAAGAAAGGAGACAACAAGAAGCACAAAAAUGAGGAGCCGGAGAGAGCGGAGAACGAUGAUGCAGAUGACAUGCCCGAAGUCCAGGAGACGGUGUGUGUGGUACCAGGAAGCACUCUGCUGUGGAGGAUAGACUCCAGACCAGCACACUCUUCUUCGAUGUACAACUUCACCAACUUUGCAAUGUCUCUCAACGAACUGGAGCCUGGCAUGGAGGCCAUCCUGGCCCCCACAGACUGUCGCUUCAGGCCUGACAUCAGAGCCAUGGAGAAUGGCAACAUGGAUGAGGCCAGUAAGGAGAAGGAGAGACUGGAGGAGAAACAGAGAGCUGCCAGAAAGGAGAGAGCCAAGAAUGAAGAGGAGUGGUCUACUAGGUGGUUCCAGUCGGGCACCAACCCACACACCGGCUUGCAGGACUGGAUCUACAGUGGUGGCUACUUCAGUAGGAACUACCAAGACCUCCCUGACAUCUACUGAUAGCCUUCAUCCUCCUCCCCCCUCCUCUUCCUCCUCUGUAACCUGCAAUGAUCUGCCUGUCACGAAUUUGGAGAGAAAUGUUAAGAAUCCACAUACCAACCUUUACUACCAUCUUCAUCUCACUGCCUUCAUCAUCAUCAUCAUCAUCAUCAUCAUCAUCUUCCCUCUGUUCGAACAGACCGACACACCCACCCUCACCCACACCCACCCUCACCCACACCCACCAACCCCCACAACCCACCCUCACACACCCACCCACACACACACACACCCACCCACCCUCACACACCCACCCACACCCAGCACAGAUUGGAAAGACUAACAAAGAAGCCAAAUGCCGUCACUUCUCUCAAACUGCGGCCUGCUUGAUGUCCACUAAGUCUUCAGGUGUUUUUAUUUUGCAUCAUCUUCACACCGAUGUCUUGUUCUCAUCAUCUUGUAUGAUUUCUGACCAGCAAACGUUUCCCAUCUCUCUGCCCCGACGACGUUUAGAGCACAAUAACCAUUUUCUUCCUGACCAAUCCCAGUGGCAGAGAGUUGGUGCGUGUGAAUCAGAAAACAGCCCACAGACUCCCAGGUCCAAUCUGAAUGUUUUAAGUCUUUACAAUCAUAGUCGCUCCUCUGAGAAAACGGAGACCAAGCUUCUGGACAGCGACGUUUAAAACAGUCACAUAUGUCAUUAAUGAGUAAACGCAACAUGAAGUACGACAGAAUAAUCACAGUGAUGGAUUUAUGGACAAGGAUGGACACCCAGUCAACGGGGAAAUCAGGGAUGUGAAUGCUCCUUUGACUGCAGAUGGAUUUUGAGGAUGCUUUUUCUUUUUUUUUUUGGAAAUUUUUAAAGACUCAGACACUUGCAAAACAAACUUAGAUGACAUCACACUCUUUAAGGACAAGAAGUUAUACAGAACACGCAGAAUACAGUUGCUUCAAUUGGUCAAGUCAAAUGCAAGCAUGAGCUUAUUACUGUCCAUGUGUUAUAUCCCUAAAACAUCUAGAAACCACUGUUACUCUCCCGUUAACCUUCUGCUUAAUGUUUAUGCAUCGAAAUAAAUCAAGGCACCUAACAGACAGCGGAUGUUUCCUCGACAGCGUAGCAGAAUGUGCAGCUCGAAUGAGACCAGACCUGGGAUCAGAAAGGAAACCACAUCAGAUCUCAUGUUCUCCUGCAUUAAAACAGAUGAAUAGAGCACAGGUUGGGUGGCACGUCCGAGCUGUCUGCCCCCUCGAGGAUCUAACUCUUUUGUCUGAAUGUCUUCAAGAACAUCUGUUGGUUUUUAAUACCAGGAGUAAUGUAGAGUGUGUUUAACAACACAGUACUCCUACCAUGAAUACGCUCUGUGUGGGAUUGUAAAAGAAAAAGCAGACUUUUAAGAAACACUGAGCUGAAUGUGUCCGGCUGCCGUGUCAUAGUUUCUCAGUCUUUUCUCAGCUGCUGAGGUUCACUAAUAUGAACAAUAUGAAACAAGCUUCACACAAGUGCAGAAAGUCAGAUUUUUUUCAUGAUCUGGUUUCAUAUUUCUUUUACACUGCUGAGGAAAUCUCUGAGCUUGACGGCACUCCUCUGUUUUCCCUCACUGGUCAAGGUUUGGCAGCAUGUGGAGGUUCAGUCUCCUGCUCAGGAACACUUGAAUGGGAUGUGUGAGCUCUAACUUGAGUGAGAUAUAAGUAGUUGUGAUCUGUAGUUACUUCACCAUCCUGACAGAAAAAUCAGAAAUCAGUUUUUCCCUGUGUAAGAACAAAGUAAUGUGUGAUGGCCGAUGCCUGCAUGUGCAUGUAAAUCUGAACCUAGAGGACUAAAGUCCAAGUUAAAACUCAUUAUACAAUGAGUUUGACCUUUGAAAUCGAUAUUUAAACUGCCGGAUUAGAUAUAACAUCCAUCUGUGUUCAACUGAAUAACAGUGAGGAAAUUAAAAAAUAAGAAGAAAUGUAAGUAACAGUAACGACACAUGCACACAUGGUGUGAAUGAGGAAAAACGUGCAGACACUUGAAGCCAUAUUAACUACAGGAGAGAGUGGAUUUGAUGUGUGAAUGACGGGAACUGAACUAUGGGAACAUGAGGAGUUACAUUAUUAUUAACCUCACUAUCAUAGCAUGAUUUUAAAAAUGAAACAUUAAACAUGUCAGUGUAAUGGAAUGUAACAUACAGCGUUAGAUAGUCUGGUGUCCAGUUUUGUUAUUGGAUGAUUGGAUGUUGGACCCCGGAUGGAUUACUGAACAGGCCCAUGUGCCCAAGACGUCAGGGGGGGCCUGAACACAAAACAAAAAAAAGAACGGCUCACAGGCUGACGGGACGAGACACAGCUGGGCAGCUUGGAUAUAUAGUAUUUCAGAAUUUAAUGUACAAGAAGCCCGUAACUCACAGAACCAUCCUGUGUGUUGCAUCUUUAUUCUUUUUGAUUCAUGAAAGCCUUUAAACUCAACACCAGAAAUGAGCUACGACAUCGUAACCCCAUGUCGCUCCCAGCAAAUAUUUGGACUUUAGCAGCUCUGUGGCUUUAUCUUAAUGUUGAUAAUACAUGAUAUUUUAGAUAGUUGACUGUCAGUAUUUUUUUCCUUUCAUUCCAGCUGAGCACUGACUCAAAUUUCCAUUCAGAUUUUGGGGUGGAAAUCCAGCUGAAGAUGUAAGAUGAAUUAUGAUUGGCUGAGCACCAAGCCACAUGUAAUCACCUUUGGUAAAAGAGUACACAGGAAUGGAUUGGACAUAUUUGACUUUCAUUUUUAUCAAAUAUUGAUGUUGGUUUAUUUUGUUUGCUGAAAUCAUAUUAAUAGUGAGACAUUUCUAUUAGAGCCACAGGCUCUUCAGCUUCAGAUAAAGUUACAGAUCUCUUUCAUUUGUUCCUUUGCUCUUGUUAAAACUGAAAGAGUUACAUUUGAAUUCAUGUAAAAUCGUGUUGUGUUAGUUUCUCCUUCUGAACAGGUUCUUCACGUUACCUGCAGACCUAUUCGCACAGUUGAAAGUGGAAUAUUUUAACAGCAAACACAAGUAGUUUUAGCUCUUUUUAUUAUAAUAAUUAGGGCUAAUAAUAAUUAUAAUAAUAAUGGUGGUAAUUAUCAUCUAGGUUGCGCAUUUAAAUAAAAUAAUGGUUAGAAAAUGUGUCACAAAUCUAAUAAGGGGAAUUUGUCCUGCAUCAGCUGACCAACUAAGAUACCCAAUGAGAUGUUACUCACUAUUUUCAUGCACUUCGCUCCCUUCACUUUAAAUACCUGAUGUUGAUGCUCUAUGCAACUUCUGCAGCUCAUCAUGAACAGUAUGUCUGAUCUGUUUUUGUACUGAAGCUUUACAUUCCCCAACACACACACACACACACACACCCUCAGCCUCUGUGCUACUCAGCUUGAAUAAUAACGACUUUGCCUUCAUAGUUAAUCUUAAUAUAUUAUAUUCCUGAUAGUUAAAAAUUAUUGCAACUUGUUGAAGUACUUGGCACUACAGCCAGCCUCGUAUCACAUCUUGGAUCAGUUUAACUUUACAUUUCCAUGUCACGUCCAUGUUUCAUGUCACGCUUAGUGCCUGGAUAUUUUUUUCCUUUUUUCAUUCCCGUAUUCUUUUUUUCUCUCUUUUUUUUAUUCAUGUGUAUUAUUUAUGAUGUGUGAUGUUUUAUGAAAGAAUUCUGUUGUCAAACUUUUUUUUUUCUUCCUUUGCUUAUGUUGCUAAUCCAAAACGGCUCUGGAUUUUUCUUUUACAUUUAAACGUGAAUCUGUACCGUUUCACACGGGAGCGGAGUGUCUAGUCAGGGUUUGAAAUGAACGUCACUCACCAGCUUAACACAUGUACACUGAACUGUUCCAUCUGUCAGAUUUACUAGCCAGUGCAGUUUGAGGGUAGACAGGCUGCAUUUGAAUUACUCUUUCCUGUUGGCUUUUUAAAUUCACAGUUCAAAUCCAGCAUCCAGUUAUUUUUAUGCCCAGGUAUUUUUUUUUUUUUUCUGUGUGUCGUUUAAAUAAAGUCAUUACAAAUCUAUGAUACAAACACUACUCAAGUUGCACUGUUGCAGAUAGGUGAAAUUAAUCUAAACAGGAACAAGAGUCGUUUAAAAAAAAUAAUAGUUUGACUGUAAAGUAAUUGCAGCUGGUAAAAUGGUCCAGGUGGCUCGUAAACAUAUGGAACAGUUACACUCAUCAGUGCCGAUGGAUUUUUCUGAUGAAGACUAAAACUCUGUCAUUUAACUAGAUCUAGGUUUUAUGUUGCUUUGAGUGUUGUUUCUUUCUAUGAUGAUGUCUUCUGUUGAAUUUCACCCCCCCCCUUCUCUUGGACUGUAUGAUGUGGUUGUCGAUGUUAUAUAUGUGUACAAGUGUUGCACAGAGCUAAUCACAAGCAAAAUGGCAUAUUAUUUUGUGCAAUUGAUUUAUUUUUAUAGUAUUUAAGCAGUUUUUGGUGAGAACAUUGUGCAAGAUGUUUUAUUUUGAGGUGGGGGACUGUAAGGGGUCGUAUCCAUACUGUGGACAGCUUGGUAGAUUAAUGAAUGGGGGAAAUGUCUACUAAUAAAAUCCUAAUUUCA